CUAGGACCGCCAGCCUCGCUCCUGGACACCUGCGCCGUGUGUCAGCAGAGCCUGCAGAGCCGGCGUGAGGCGGAGCCCAAGCUGCUGCCCUGUCUGCACUCCUUCUGCCUGCGCUGCCUGCCCGAGCCGGAGCGCCAGCUCAACGUGCCCAUCCCGGGGGGCAGCAACGGCGACAUCCAGCAAGUUGGUGUGAUACGGUGCCCAGUAUGCCGCCAAGAAUGCAGACAGAUAGACCUUGUGGAUAAUUAUUUUGUGAAAGAUACAUCUGAAGCUCCUAGCAGUUCUGAUGAGAAAUCAGAACAGGUAUGUACUAGUUGUGAAGACAAUGCAAAUGCAGUUGGCUUUUGUGUAGAGUGUGGAGAGUGGCUAUGUAAGACAUGUAUUGAAGCACAUCAAAGAGUAAAAUUCACUAAAGAUCACUUGAUCAGGAAGAAAGAAGAUGUCUCAGAGUCUGUUGGAGCAUCUGGUCAGCGCCCUGUUUUCUGCCCUGUACACAAACAAGAACAGUUGAAACUUUUCUGUGAAACAUGUGAUAGACUGACAUGUAGAGACUGUCAGCUAUUGGAACACAAAGAACAUAGGUACCAGUUUUUGGAAGAAGCUUUUCAAAACCAGAAAGGUACAAUUGAGAAUCUGCUGGCUAAGCUGCUUGAGAAGAAGAAUUAUGUUCAUUUCGCAGCCACUCAGGUGCAGAAUAGGAUAAAAGAAGUAAAUGAGACUAACAAACGAGUAGAACAGGAAAUAAAAGUGGCCAUUUUCACCCUUAUCAAUGAAAUUAAUAAGAAAGGAAAAUCUCUCUUACAGCAGCUAGAGAAUGUUACAAAAGAAAGACAGAUGAAGUUAAUACAGCAGCAGAAUGACAUCUCAGGCCUCUCCCGGCAGGUGAAGCAUGUUAUGAACUUUACAAACUGGGCAAUUGCGAGUGGCAGCAGCACAGCCCUGCUGUACAGCAAGAGACUGAUUACUUUUCAGUUGCGCCAUAUUUUGAAAGCUCGUUGUGAUCCUGUCCCUGCUGCUAAUGGAGCAAUACGGUUCCAUUGUGAUCCCACCUUCUGGGCAAAGAAUGUAGUCAAUUUAGGUAAUCUAGUAAUAGAGAGUAAACCAGCUCCUGGGUAUACUCCUAAUGUUGUAGUUGGGCAAGUUCCUCCAGGGACAAACCACAUUAGUAAAACUCCGGGACAGAUUAACUUGGCGCAGCUUCGGCUCCAGCACAUGCAACAGCAAGUGUACGCACAGAAGCACCAGCAGCUGCAGCAGAUGAGGAUGCAGCAGCCGCCGGCUCCUGUGCCCACGACGACAGCCGCGACGCAGCAGCACCCACGCCAGGCGGCCCCGCAGAUGUUACAGCAGCAGCCUCCAAGAUUGAUCAGUGUGCAAACAAUGCAAAGAAACAACAUGAAUUGUGGAGCUUUCCAAGCCCAUCAGAUGAGAUUGGCUCAGAAUGCUGCCCGAAUACCAGGGGUGCCCAGGCACAGCGGCCCUCAGUACUCCAUGAUGCAGCCACACCUCCAAAGACAACACUCAAACCCAGGACAUGCUGGACCCUUUCCUGUUGUGUCAGUCCACAACACCACAAUCAAUCCCACCAGCCCUACUACAGCUACUAUGGCAAGUGCAAAUCGAGGUCCCACCAGCCCAUCUGUUACAGCAAUAGAGCUAAUACCCUCAGUUACCAAUCCAGAAAACCUUCCAUCGCUGCCAGAUAUUCCACCCAUACAGUUGGAAGAUGCUGGUUCAAGUAGUUUAGAUAAUCUACUAAGUAGAUACAUCUCAGGCAGUCACCUACCCCCACAGCCUACAAGUACCAUGAAUCCCUCUCCAGGUCCCUCUGCUCUCUCUCCAGGAUCAUCAGGUUUAUCCAAUUCUCACACCCCUGUGAGACCGCCUAGUACGUCUAGUACUGGCAGUCGAGGCAGCUGUGGUUCGUCAGGAAGAACUGCUGAGAAGGCAAGUCUUAGUUUCAAGUCUGACCAAGUGAAGGUCAAGCAAGAACCUGGGACUGAGGAUGAAAUAUGUAGCUUUUCAGGAGCUGUGAAACAAGAGAAGACAGAGGAUGGCAGGAGGAGCGCCUGCAUGUUGAGCAGUCCUGAGGGUAGUUUGACACCACCUCUCUCAACCAAUCUGCAUCUAGAGAGUGAGUUGGAUGCAUUACCAGGCCUGGAAAACCAUGUGAAAACUGAGCCUACAGAUACUAAUGAAAGCUGCAAACAGUCAGGGCUCAGCAGCCUUGUUAAUGGGAAGUCCUCAGUCCGAAGCCUCAUGCACAGGUCGGCAAGGAUGGGAGGAGAUGGCGGCAGCAAAGACGAUGAUCCAAACGAAGACUGGUGUGCCGUCUGCCAGAACGGAGGCGAUCUCCUGUGCUGUGAAAAAUGUCCAAAGGUCUUCCAUCUAACUUGUCAUGUUCCGACACUUCUUAGCUUUCCAAGUGGGGACUGGAUAUGUACGUUUUGCAGAGAUAUUGGGAAACCAGAAGUUGAGUAUGAUUGCGACAAUUUGCAACACAGUAAGAAGGGGAAAACUGCCCAGGGGUUAAGCCCUGUGGACCAGAGGAAAUGUGAACGUCUUCUGCUUUACCUCUAUUGUCAUGAGUUAAGUAUUGAAUUCCAGGAGCCAGUCCCUGCUUCGAUACCAAACUACUAUAAAAUUAUAAAGAAACCAAUGGAUUUAUCCACCGUGAAAAAGAAGCUUCAGAAAAAACAUUCCCAACACUACCAAGUCCCAGAUGACUUUGUGGCUGACGUCCGUUUGAUCUUCAAGAACUGUGAAAGGUUUAAUGAAAUGAUGAGAGUUGUUCAAGUUUAUGCAGAAACACAAGAGAUUAAUUUGAAGGCUGAUUCAGAAGUAGCUCAGGCAGGGAAAGCAGUUGCAUUGUACUUUGAAGAUAAACUCACAGAGAUCUACUCAGACAGGACCUUCGCACCUUUGCCCGAGUUUGAGCAGGAAGAAGAUGACGGUGAGGUAACUGAGGACUCUGAUGAAGACUUUAUACAGCCCCGCAGGAAACGCCUAAAGUCAGAUGACAGACCAAUACAUAUAAAGUAAAGAGACGUGAACUCAAAUCAAUUGUUUAAAGAAAGAAAGAAAAGAGAAUACACUUUUAUUUAAGUGUUGCCGGAAUAUUCUGCCUACAGUGGGCACCUCCUUGAAGAAGCUGAUAGCUUACACAGUAUUAGAUUGAAACAAUGGACAGAAAACACAUUCUUGUCAAGAAAGGGGGAGAGAACUCUGUUUGCACCAUUGAAAGUAAAAAUGAGAAGCAGCAGUGAAAUGCUUUGAAGAUUUCUGUUACUAAAGAGAAGAGUUUUGACUGUUAGAGCUGGCAGAUAUUGAUGAUUAUGUGGUAUUGAUUGAUUGGUGCAGAAUACUGGGUGUGCAAGUAAAUACUUGAAGGUCAUGUUGCUUGAUAGAUUGUCUCUGUGGACCACAGCACACAGCUAUUAAACAACUUUGAUGCCCCCCCCUCCACACACACAGACACACAGACACACACACACACACACACACUGGCUUGUUUUGUAGUUAAAGUUCAGAUUCCAUUUUUUAUUUUCUCAUUUUGAUGCUGUUGGGCCUUAGUUUUAUAUUGGUUUAAAGAACUCAACAAUAGUUUUAUUUUUUGUUCAUACUUGGAGUCUAGAAAACGUUACCAUUGAUGAUCAUUUAAUCAACUUUAACAGUCUACUGAAAUAAAUAUGGUAACUUUCCAGUAGCAGAUCAUAUAAUUAUAGGAAUCAUUUCCAGAAAACACUUCCACAGAAUUGCGCCUCUCAGCCAGAUCGUUGGAUCAUACAGUUAUUCCCAUGAAAGGCAGAAUGUUUGUUUCACCAUUUACCUAGUCUGUGUAUUUAAAUUUGAUUGAGAAGGUGACAACUGGCUCUUAUCCAGUCUUCCUUCAUAUCAGUUUUCUGAUAGACCACUAUUGGCAAACAUUAAUCUGUCAACUACCAAAUGUGUAAAAUUUUCUGUAUUUCACUUUGUCUUAUUUGUAAAUAGUGAACUAAAACUUCUGGCAGAUCAGCAACAUUUGCUGAGCCUGUUUUUUAAGCUAAUGUGUAUUCUUACUAAUGUUCCUAUCAAGAAUGGAUUUGUAAUAUAUGCUGUCUAUUUCUAAUGUUCACAUUCAUAUUUUGAGGUUCUAUCUUAUUUUAAUAGAGAACAGACUUCUCAGAAAAUCUUCAGAAGCAGCUUAUUAUUAAAAUAUCAAAAUAUUGAAAUAAACCCGGUGGGGUUAGAUUACUCAUCUGUCCACCAAGUGGGACAUUGCAUGGACUGGGGGCGUAAAGGACAUAGAAGAGACCUGUAAGUAAAUCCUGAAAAUGAGCCAAUCCCCACUUGAAUGGUUACUGGAGUAAACCCACCUUUACACCCUGAUUUCAGCACCCGAGGCAGAUAAACCACCUUGGCUCUGUUUCAUUUUCCUUCCCUUCAUUGUGAUGCUCAUAUCUAAGAUGUGUGUUCUAGACUGUGUACAGGCUUCUCUUUUGCUGGAUUAAAAAUUUUAGUCCUACUUUUGUAUGGACACAUUAGAAUAUAAAGUGACCAAAAUAGAAGACUUUCCAUUAGAUAUUUUUCAGACAUCAGCAGAUUUGUGGCAAGUCAUUUGCCUUUUAAAAAAUCCAGCUUAAGCAGCUCAGACAGAUUAUUCAGAAAAAGUUAUUUGACAUAAUUGUCUAAGAGGUAAAUAUUUUUUAGUGCAUAUUGAAUAAAAUAAAGUGCUCUAAAGAAAUUAUUAUGCAAACUCCUUUGGGUUGUUUUUCUUUUCUUAACAAGUGGUGGGGUAACAUGAAUACCAUUCAGGCCUGAUGGUGUAUUUAAAAAGCACUAAUUUUGUUAUUGCCAUUGACUUCAUUCUCUAGCUUCCUUCUGGCUUUUCUUUCAGUUUUGUUGUUAAAUUAAAAAUAUUCCAAACUGUUUUGUCAUUUCACUCAAAUUUCAAAGAAGAGUUUUCUUAGAAGAGGGAAAAAAUUGUUUAAAAAUUCUUUUAUCUGUGCUCAUGUCCCUGUUUCUUACAGUAUUUGUGAUUUCAUUAUCAGGGGAUGUACAUAAGGGCACAUUUUUGAAAAGUGAUGAGUUAGCAGCAUAGCUCACUUUGUCUAAUAUUUUAUACUUUUUUCUUUCAUGACUCUUAGUAAGUCAUAUAUAGUUUAUACCAAUGGCGGAAGAAACAAAAUUUUAAGUAAAUAUUUAUUUCUCAAUAUUUGGGGCCUUAAAAGAUAAUAUGUUCCCUUAAAGACAUUUCCGUGUUAGAUGGUUUUUUCCCCCUUUGUUUUAUUUUAAGAUUGGUUCUUAAAAAGCCACUUUAUUGUCAGCAUUUAAUAGGCUCCAUUUCUGUUAACAGAAGAUAAUUCAUACUGCUGAGGAAUUACCAUUAAUAGUUAUCAAUAACUCACCAUUAAAUAAAGGUGGUCACUUUAGAUUUAAUUUAAAGCUUUCUUCUUGCACACUGAUCGCUGUUUCUAAGCUGAUCUGUUUAGCUCUAAUAUAACUGUUCAAAAGUAUAAAAACUUAAAUUGAUAUUCAGAAAUCUUAUGUACUUUCCUAUAUGUUUUAAAAAGACAAACAUUGAAUAUCAGUUCCUGUUGGUUGUGACACUCUCGCAUUUGUGUCUUCCUGAAAAGGCAGUGUUUUAGAUUCCGAUGUUGAUGUUUCCUUAAAAGCUUGCGAAGUUCUCACAUUUCAGUUUCUUUCUCCUAUGAGAACACCAAGAACAAAAUGUGCCGUGGGCCUAAAUUUGUAUAUUUUAACACUGAGCUGAGCUGAUUCACUGCAGGAAUUGCUUUGCAAGGUGAAGCAUGUGCGUGUUCCAUGUUUAGAUUGUAGGUCAUGCUCUGUAUAGAAAUAUCAAAUCACAACCACAGAGAAAUGACCAGGCAUUGGAUCCAUUGUUGAAAUUAUCCUUUUUGGAAUCGACAAGGUACUUUCUGACUUCUAUUUCUUAUAUAAAGGAAUUUUAAAUAAGUUUUAAAGUCAGUUAAUUCUCACUUUUUGUUGUAACAGUUUUUAAAACUUUUCGUUAAUACAAAGAAAUAAUGUUUUUAAAUAGAAGCAAAAGAUUUAUAGUGUGCAAAUUGUAGAUUUAUCAAUUACCUCAGCAGGUAUCCUGCCUUGUAAUUAUUAGUGAUUAGUGUUAAUAAGUUAAUAGAUUUAGGUCUUCUGACAAUGCCCUUGGAUUGUGACCUACCAUAUGUUAUUAAACAGUCUCUUAAUAUCCAAAAUGGGAGUAGAUGCUGUGGCUCCCUCUCCCUUUACCUUUUAACUUUUAAGUUCCUUACCUACUUCUGCUCACAUAUAACACAUGAAGUAUGAAAAUCUCACUUCUUGUUAGCAUUGCUUAUUUGUAUAAUCAGCAUUAGAUCAGUGAGUAGCUUUAUAAAAUCUACCCCGUCUCUCCUAAUUGAAACAAUCAGGUUCUUAAAUCAUACCAUCUGUAUUAAUAAUAAUCUGCUGAAGGGGAUCAAUCCAAGAUUUUCAAGGUGUAUUACAGUUUGAUCAUGUAUCGGAUUUAGACGUUUUAUUUCUCUCGUAGUCCUCUCCUCCUUGAUAAAGCAAUAACACUGCUUUAAGCCUGUUGCCUAAGCACGUCAUAAUCCUCCUGGAUGGUGAUUUUAUAGGAAAGUUUGUAUGCAUAUCACCCAGUCUAGCUUUUAAAAAUUAAGAAAAUUAAAUGUAUGCUGGAGCUAAUGACAAUAUAUUGUGGCAUUUUAUUUUCAAAAUUGGGGAAAGUUGCAUAUUUUUUUAAAAGUAGGUGUUUGAGUAAAAAACCUGAAGGUACUUUUUUAAGGAAAAAAUUUAUAUGCCUCAGUUUACAUAGACAUUUCAGAUUUCAACAUGUACUCUGGGAUAUACGGUUUCUUUUACUUGGUCAAAAUGCAUGUAUAGCAUUUCUUCAGUCUUAGUUCCUUGUGUUUGCCUUUGUGGUCUUUUAUAUAUAUUUUUUAUUGUAUCGGAGAAACAAAAUUAUCUUUAAAAAAUCCACUUGGGUAUAUUUGUCAUAAUCAAACUACAGAAUGUACAAAAUUAAGUUCAGCCCUUUUCUAGCAAGUGAUCUCUAAAAUUAAAAAUGCUGUUCUUUUAAAUUCCCAGAUUUGUAUGUGGGAAGGCACAGAAAAGAUUUUCUAAGUGCCACUGCAAUAUUCCCUUUCAAGUGCAGCCUAAAUUUCAAUCUUAAGAACAAAGUGCAUGUCUGCUCCUGGUCUGGAAAGUGUGGGCGUUUACUAUGUUUUAGAUCACAGCAAAAGAUGUACAUAAGCCUAUAAAAAAGAUCUGUGCAGUCUGAAAGCCUGUUAAUGUUCUGUGUAGAAAUACUGACACACACAAGGGUUAAAUUCACAGCCUUACUGCUUCCUUGCUUCCAGGAUUUCAGCUGGUCUCCUCCCCUCAUUUUUAUUAUUACUACUACUACUACUACUACUACCACAACUACUAUUAUUUUUGCACAUAGUUAACUACCCUUCAGUAUGAUUCUUAAAGAAAAAGUGCUGUUUCUGUGGUAUUGUAUUCUCUAAAUAAUCAUAUUUAAUUUUUUAAAACAAGGUUGCAGUUUCUAAUUGUUCCGUUCCUGUGUUUUUUGCUGGUGUGUAAUAAAAGCAAGAUUUUCUUUUCAUGGUUAUUUAAUACAUUAGCUGCCUGUAAAUAUUUCUUGUUAUAAUGCCCUGGAAUGUGUUGUAGAAGUUGUAUUAGAUUAGUUCAAAGCCUUGUUUGAAAGCCACAUUGUUUUGGUUAUUUCUAUUAAAUUAGAAAAUUGAAAAAGUU
Molecule: messenger RNA, 7749 nt
Organism: Miniopterus natalensis
Lineage: Eukaryota; Metazoa; Chordata; Mammalia; Chiroptera; Miniopteridae
Gene: TRIM33
Product: tripartite motif containing 33
Cellular component (GO): chromatin
Molecular function (GO): protein binding; zinc ion binding
Source: RefSeq, a predicted model, not a curated record